This is a messenger RNA of Gossypium raimondii (Peruvian cotton), 1170 nucleotides long. RefSeq names its product elongation factor 1-alpha. Gene Ontology annotation, molecular function: GTP binding; translation elongation factor activity; GTPase activity. Gene Ontology annotation, biological process: translation; translational elongation. The record is from RefSeq and is a predicted model, not a curated record. Lineage: Eukaryota; Viridiplantae; Streptophyta; Magnoliopsida; Malvales; Malvaceae.
AUGUGUAGUUGUGUGGCCUUCUCCGAGUCUCUCGUGGCUCCAAAUCGCUUAAAGCUGGGGAUUACCUGCACAAUUAGACGGAAGAGUGAGUUUGCGAAAACUCAGUGUGUAAUCCCUUAUAAUACAAACAGUCAGAUAUACGAGACUACCAAACACUACUGCAUUGUUCUCAUUAUCGACUCGACCACUGGUGGUUUCGAAGCUGGUAUCUCAAAGGAUGGUCAGACACGUGAGCAUGCUUUGCUUGCGUUUACCCUUGGUGUCAAGCAGAUGAUUUGCUGCUGCAACAAGAUGGAUGCAACAACUCCAAAGUACUCCAAGGCAAGGUAUGAUGAAAUUGUGAAGAAAGUCUCCUCAUAUCUUAGAAUUGGUUACAACCCUGACAAUAUCCCAUUUGUCCCAAUCUCUGGAUUUGAGGGAGACAACAUGAUUGAGAGGUCUACCAACCUUGACUGGUACAAGGGUUCCACUCUCCUUGAGGCUCUUGACCAGAUCAAUGAGCCCAAGAGGCCUUUAGACAAGCCACACUAGCUCCCACUUCAGAAUGUCUACAAGAUUGGUGGCAUUGGAACUGUCCCUAUUGGUCAUGUUGAGACUGGUUUCCUUAAGCCUGGUAUGGUAGUGACAUUUGGCUCCUCUGGUUUGACCACUGAAGUGAAGUUUGUAGAGAUGCACCAUGAAGCCCUCUCUGAGGCUCUCCCUGGUGUCAAUGUUGGAUUCGACGUCAAGAACGUUGCUGUUAAGGAUCUCAAGCAUGGUUUCGUUGCUUCAAACUCCAAGGAUGAUCCUGCAAAGGAGGUCGCGACUUCAUCCUCGGUCAUCAUCAUGAACCACCCAGGGAUUGGAAGCGGAUAUGCCCAGAUCCUUGAUUUCCAUACCUCCCACAUUCUUUGUGAAAUUUUUGAAUUCUUGACCAAGAUCGACAGGCGAUCUAGAAAGGAGCUCGAGAAGGAGCCCAAGUUCUUGAAGAAUGGUGAUGCAGGGAUGAUAAAGAUGGUUCCCACCAAGCUUAUGGUUGUGGAGACUUUCUCUGAGUACCCACCCUUAGGCGACUUCUUUGUCGGGGACAUGCGCCAGAUCGUGGUCAUUGGUGUCAUCAAGAGCGUUGAAAAGGAUCUAAAUGGUGCUAAGGUCACCAAAUCUGCUGCCAAGAAGAAAUGAGAUUGCAUU